Magnolia sinica is the source of this 3202-nucleotide messenger RNA. Its product is annotated as insulin-degrading enzyme-like 1, peroxisomal. Gene Ontology annotation, molecular function: metal ion binding; metalloendopeptidase activity. Lineage: Eukaryota; Viridiplantae; Streptophyta; Magnoliopsida; Magnoliales; Magnoliaceae. Gene Ontology annotation, cellular component: cytosol; mitochondrion. Gene Ontology annotation, biological process: peptide catabolic process. The record is from RefSeq and is a predicted model, not a curated record. The coding region runs from base 141 to 3080 and encodes 979 amino acids. The transcript has 26 exons.
ACCUUGACUCGCGACUCACGAACCAACGAAGGAAGUGCAUCGGUCUUUCCCCGUUCUUUCCAAUUUCCAGGAGAGAAGCGUGUAAAGGGUCUGUUUCUUUUCGCUUGUCUGCGGCGGCAGGAAAAGGAUCAAGAACGAAAAUGGCGGUCGGGAAGGCAGAGAUCGAGAUCUUCAAGCCCCGUACGGACAAGAGAGAAUACAGACGAAUCGUCCUUCUGAAUUCCCUCGAAGCUCUCCUCAUCAGUGAUCCCGAUACAGACAAGGCUGCAGCGUCCAUGGAUGUCGGCGUGGGUUCUUUUAGUGACCCCGACGGUCUUGAAGGUCUUGCCCAUUUUCUUGAGCAUAUGCUGUUUUAUGCUAGUGAGAAGUAUCCUUUGGAAGAUAGCUAUUCAAAGUACAUAACAGAGCAUGGCGGUAGCACAAAUGCUUUUACCUCUUCUGAGCAUACAAACUUCUAUUUUGAUAUUAACACAGACUGUUUUGAAGAGGCACUUGAUAGAUUUGCACAGUUUUUUAUCAAACCAUUGAUGUCUCCUGAUGCUACUCUGAGGGAAAUAAAAGCAGUUGAUUCCGAGAAUCAGAAAAAUUUAUUGUCUGAUGCUUGGCGAAUGAGUCAGCUCCACAAACAUCUUUGUGCAAGGGCACAUCCGUACCACAAAUUCAGCACAGGAAAUUGGGAUACUUUAGAGGUUGGUCCCAAAGCAAAAGGGCUCGAUAUAAGACAAGAGCUGAUUAAAUUCUAUGAACAAAAUUACUCAGCAAACCUCAUGCAUCUUGUUGUGUAUGGAAAAGAGAGCCUCAAUGAAAUUCAAAGACUGGUGGAGCAAAAAUUCUGGGAAAUUCAAAAUACUGACCGGAGCACUUUUAAUUUUCCGGGUCAGCCUUGUGCCGCUGAACAUCUUCAGAUUCUUGUCAAAGCUGUCCCAAUAAAACAAGGCCAUAAACUGAGGAUUAUUUGGCCGAUCACUCCAGGCAUACGGUUUUACAAAGAAGGACCUUGUAGGUAUCUUGGUCACCUUAUUGGGCAUGAAGGAGAAGGCUCUCUUUUCUACAUCUUGAAAACAUUAGGAUGGGCUACAAGUUUGUCUGCUGGAGAAGGCGAUUGGACUCAUGAGUUUUCAUUCUUUAAAGUAGUUAUUGAUCUAACUGAUGCGGGACAUGAUCACAUGGAAGAUAUUGUUGGCUUACUGUUCAAAUACAUUCUCCUCUUACAGAAGUCUGGGGUUCAGAAAUGGAUUUUUGAUGAGCUUUUGGCAGUUUGUGAAACGGGGUUCCAUUAUCAAGACAAAAUCCCUCCUAGUGAUUAUGUGGUCAGCAUUGCAUGUGGAAUGCAGCUAUACCCUCCGGAAGAUUGGCUUGUAGCAUCAUCCUUGCCUUCUAGGUUUAAUCCAGGCACCAUUCAAAUGAUAUUGGAUGAACUCACUCCAAAUAACAUCAGAAUCUUUUGGGAGUCGAAGAAGUUUGAAGGAUCUACAGACAUGGUAGAGCCAUGGUAUGGAACUGCAUAUUCUGUUGAGAAAAUCACAAGUGCCAGGAUACAGCAAUGGUUAGAGACGACUCCUAAUGCUGACGUGCAUCUUCCAGCACCAAACGUAUUCAUUCCCACUGAUUUGUCAAUUAAAGACGUGCAAGAGAAGCCUAAAUUUCCAGUUCUGUUGAGGAGGUCUUCCAUUUCAAGAUUGUGGUACAAACCUGAUACUAUGUUCUCCACCCCUAAGGCUUACAUCAAGAUAGAUUUCAAUUGCCCUGAAUCAAGCUACUCCCCCGAAGCCGAAGUCCUUACUGAAAUUUUUACAAGGUUAUUGAUGGAUUAUUUGAAUGAAUAUGCUUAUGAUGCUCAAGUCGCUGGUCUUUAUUAUGGGAUAAACAACACUGAUGCUGGAUUUCAGGUGAUAGUGGUUGGUUAUAAUCACAAAAUGAGGAUUUUAUUAGAAACAAUAAUUGGAAAAAUUGCACAGUUCGAAGUAAAACCAGACAGAUUUGCUGUAAUCAAGGAAACGGUAAUCAAAGAGUACCAAAAUUUCAAGUUUCAACAACCGUAUCAGCAGGCUUUGUACUAUUGCUCAUUAGUACUAGAGGAUCACACAUGGCCUUGGACUGAACAUCUUGAAGUUCUUCCACAUCUUGAGGCUGGUGAUCUUGUGAAAUUCUCACCUUGCAUGCUCUCAAAGGUCUUCUUGGAGUGUUAUGUGGCAGGAAACAUCAAACCAGAUGAAGCUGAGUCAAUAGUCCAACAUAUUGAAGACGUUUUCUUCAAGGGUCCCCUACCUAAGAGCAAAGCACUAUUCCCAUCUCAGCAUUUGACAAAUAGAGUUGUUAAGCUUGAAAGGGGCACAAGUCACUUUUACCCUAUUGAGGGUCUAAAUCAAAGUAAUGAGAAUUCAGCACUAGUCCACUAUAUCCAGGUUCAUCAAGACGAUUUUAAAUUGAAUGUGAAAGUUCAGCUUUUUGCUCUCAUUGCUAAGCAACCAGCUUUUUAUCAGCUUCGAACAGUCGAGCAGCUUGGAUACGUUACUGUGCUUAUGCAGAGGAAUGAUUCAGGCAUUCGAGGAGUGCAGUUUAUUGUCCAAUCCACUGUCAAGGAUCCAGCGAAGCUUGAUUUGAGAGUAGAAGUGUUUCUUAAGAUGUUUGAAAGCAAGCUUUAUGAAAUGACCAAUGAUGAAUACAAGAGCAAUGUAAAUGCACUGAUUGAUAUGAAGCUGGAGAAGCACAAGAAUCUGAGGGAGGAAUCUGCAUUUUACUGGCGCGAGAUUGUGGAUGGUACCCUCAAGUUCGAUCGGAGAGAAUCUGAGGUUGCUGCAUUAAGAGAUCUCACCCAACUGGAACUGAUAGAUUUUUUCAACGAGCAUAUCAAGAUAGGGGCACCUCAAAGAAAGUCUCUGAGCAUACAGGUCUAUGGGGGCCUACAUUCUGCUGAAUGCAAAGCAGCCAAAUGUGAAACCAAUCGGCCCCAAUCCAUUUGGAUUGAUGAUAUUUUCAGCUUCAGAAGAUCACGCCCUCUGUUUGGUUCUUUCAGAGGAGGCUUUGGUCCUAUGAAGUAUGAAUGCUUCAAUCCAGCUAUUUUGCAGAAAAAUAUAUAGGGUGUGUGCAGAAUUCAGCGUUGCCCCAUGUGUAUCCAAAUUGUCGUAAGAAACCCUUUAAUGAACUAAUCAGAAUGAUCUGAUUUGUUUGACAUUGAUAAAUAGAGUUCAUGAUUCUGUUC